This is a messenger RNA of Lindgomyces ingoldianus, 1232 nucleotides long. RefSeq lists its product as uncharacterized. The coding region runs from base 175 to 900 and encodes 241 amino acids. The record is from RefSeq and is a predicted model, not a curated record. The transcript has 2 exons. NCBI's taxonomy places the organism in Eukaryota, Fungi, Ascomycota, Dothideomycetes, Pleosporales, Lindgomycetaceae.
CCCUCCUCACGCAUCCGCUUCUCUACUUCUGCCUGCGCAGCCUUGAUCCUCACGAAGACUUGUCUUCAGCCGCUCUUUGUUACCACAUACAUAGUCGCUCUUUUCCCACUCACUCUUUAAUCCUCCCACUCCCUACAGGGUAAUAGCUUAAUUUGCACGCACUUGACAAGCAUCAUGUUCACCAAAAUCUCCGUUCUCACCUUCCUGGCUGGCGCCGUCGCCGCUGUUCAUGCGCCUGUCGGUGCGCCAAAUGGCAACCCGAUUACCGCCCCUUUGAUUGAGAUCGUUCCUGCUUGCAAGCCAUACACCAUCAAGUGGACCCCGACCACCCCGAACAAAGUUUCCAUUCUUCUCCUUCGCGGCCCGUCUACCAACGUUGUUCCCCUUGGUGCCCCAAUCGCUGAAGGAAUUGCCAACAGCGGUAGCUUCGUUUGGACCCCAGCUUCAACUCUUGAGGCCGAUACCACCCACUACGGCCUCCAGUUGAUUGAUGACGUGACUGGCCAGUACCAGUAUUCUACCCAGUUUGGUAUCUCCAAGGACGCUACUUGCGGCUCGGUUUCGUCCUCGGCCUCCAUCUCGUCCUCUGGUUAUCCUACUGCGACUGUUCAUACCGCCUCGUCAACCUCCGCCAACAGCACCACCGUCGCCCCUACCACGACCUCCUGCUCCACUUCUAGCCACGUCGCCAGCACCGGAUACCCUGGUCACAACUCCACCAUCGUCCUGCCAUCCAAGAGCAUGACGGUCCCGAGCUCUCUCAAGACUUCUGCUACCGUCGCUCCAUCUGGCUCCACUACUCCAUCUCCUUCUGCACCAAUUUCAACUGGUGCGGCUUCGCAUCUCCGCGCUGGCCUCGGCCUCGCGGGUGCCAUUGCCGGUAUGGUUUUCAUGCUGUAAAGCAUCCCUUGCAACUGAGAGCAUCGAUUUCGUAUUCUCUUUGGGACAAUCUAUGGGAAAUUUACGGUUAUGACUACUAUUUCACUUCAUUUUCUCUACAAGUCGGCGUGUUGCGGGUGUUAUCAUUUUUCCUUCAUGUCUCUAAUUGAUAGCAUCGAUGGUGGUGCUUGCAUGGGGAAUUAAUGGAUGCAUGGAUCGGAAAUUGGUUCGGAGAUGUAUAAACUUGGGGAUGUACGGACUAGUGCCGUGACGAAUUGUGGUGUGGAUUGAAUUGGAUUGGAUUAUACCCUUACAAAUUAUCUGUGCCUUUGUUCUGUCGUUUUCACGUCUAA